AUGCCACCACAGGUUUCACAGGAUUUCCUUGAAGAUGCUCUCGCCACGUGGGAGCGUUUACGACGAUGGACGGAUCUCAACACCUACUUAACAGCCCUACGCAGUCAACCAUUUCACCGACCCCAACAAAUGGAGAGAGAACCCUAUUCCAUGCGAGUUGCCCGUCGUGUGAAUGAAGUUGUGGAUCGUCUCUCUGCCCAUUCAGACACGGUGUUGGAGAAGGACGUCACUCCACGUGGGGCAUUAUUGGCACUCGCCGCAGAUGUACGGUUGUGUUUGAUUCCACUCCCUAAUGUCAGUAGUUAUGAUGCCGAUCCGGAUAUAUCAACAGGACAACAGACAUUCAUCACUUCUUCUUCUUCUUCCUCUUCCUAUUCCGUUAUGAAUACUAAUACUAUUCCUACUAAUACUAUUAAUACUACUACUACUACUACUACUAAUUCUACUGAUACGACGAUGAAUGAUGAUUCUAUUGGUAAUAAUGGUGUUGGUGUGGAUACCUGGGAAGCAUCUGUGCAACACCGCGAUGUCUCUGGCGUCACCGUGAUGGAAGGUCUUCACAUCCUCACAUGCCCUGGUGUGCAACUGCGCAUAGAUGCCAAUGUGGCCAGACUCCGACAACGUGUUCGUGGGGAAAUGAACGGCGGCUCCGAGUGGGUCUCACAUACACACACAUCCACAGAAUUACACGCAUUGCGAGCCACUGCCUUAUUAUUAGAUGACUUCACCGCUUUAUAUGAACGAGUACUCUCUACCUUUGCCUGUGUACGUGUGAUGGGUUCCUCACAUGUCCCUGUAGCGUUAUUGCCGGUUUUACAUCAACUCUAUUGUGAAUUAGGCACGUGGGUGUUGGAAGCAGAGACCGCAACGGCGACAACAAUAGGCGCACGUGUCCAAUCGUUUGAACCGAAGAAAUUAAAAGUAAUGAUGCGACGUCCAAACAGAGAAGCCUCAUGGGGAUUGCGAUUUAAUCAACAAGGAAAACUCAUUGGGGUGAGUGCCAUGGUACGAUCCGCCUCUGUGGCUGGAGAGAGAUUACAUAAAGCCGUGCAGGCCACAAAAGGGGGUGUGAUGAUAAGACGAUAUAAUAUGAAAUCAGUGGAUUUUACAAAAUUUAACGCUGCAGAGGCGGCAAGAUACUUUGAACAGUUAUCACCAAAACAAACAAGAGUUUAUUUGGUACUGAAGGCUGAGGGCAGUACAAAGCGGCGUGUGGAACAAUUAGCCUUCUUUACAACAACAACAACUUCAUCAUCAUCAUCAUCAUUACAAAUGUUGCCAUUAGGGGAAAAGCAGAAUAAGGAAGAGAAAGGUAAAGGGAAGAAAGGUGGUAAUCGUGUGGAAAGUAAAGUAGAUGAGGAACAGAAGAAAGAAGAAGAAGAAGAAGUAUCUCAAGAGAAGAUAAUGCUUCAAAAGCAAAAACAAGAGAAAUUACCACGUGCUACUUUGGUUCUUUAUCGAGAUGACUAUAAUGUUUCUUGGGAUAUGGCGGUUACUCGAGAUUUGGUGAUUGUAAAUGUUCCCGCAGGUGUUCUCUCACAAGAGGCACAGACAUUCUUUAAAACUCAUCCCAGACAAAUACGUAUUAACGCUAUUAACGGUGUAGAAGUGACAAAUGCGGUACAAGUGGAAGCCUUAAGUUCUAUUGUAAACACCAUUGUGUUGGAUGUGUACUGUUGUGAGACUCCUUCUCUAAUGGAAAAGGAAAGUGAAGGAAAAGAAACUAAGAACAACACGACUACAUCAUCGUCAUCAUCGUCUGGGCGACGAUCGAAAACUUCAGUUUCUGCUCAUCAGAACUCCACUGGAACUUCACGUAGUGUAAAGACACGAAGUCGACAAAAGGAAGAAUCUGCACAGAAGACACAACGUAAACGGGUUACUGAUGAUAAUAAUAAUAAUAAUAAUAAUAAUAAUAAUAAUAAUAAUAAUAAUAGUAGUAGUAGUAGGAAAGAAGUAUUAGAGGAUAAUAUCUUGGAAGAUCCCUUAAAGUUGAAUUCCCAUACAGUGACAACACCACCUACUACCUCUGCAUCAUUAUUAUCAUCAUCCAAUACAUCUGUAGGAAAGAAAGUUCGUAGUGAAACGAAGUUGAAAAAUUCAACAUCUUCUUCAAAGUUGAAUGAUAUCAUGGAUACAACUCUUUCUACAGCUACUGAAGGUACGGAAUACAAGUUGUCGGAUGAUGUCCUUGCGGCUCUUAAAGAGAGUCCCAUCUUGCCGAUAUCUACCAUGCGAUCAAGUGCAGAGUCUUUAUUGAAUGGAUCUAAACAGUCAGAAGAGAACACCGUACAUGAUGGUAAUAGUAAUAGUAAUAUUACUAAUACUAAUACUACUAUUGCAAAUAAGCGUGAGAAUAGGAAAUCAAUAGAAGAGAAAGAGGAAAUGAUGAAUAUAUCUCCAAAGGCAGAGGCACCUGUAUAUGGAUGGGAUAGUCCUACACCCUCUCUGGAUGCUGAUAAUAUGGAUGAACCCGUAGUGAAUAUGAAUACAUCUACAUUAGCCACCACACGAGAUCCAGAGUGGGAGAAGCUUCACUCUUCAGAAACUACAAAUUCUAUUCUUAAUCCCACUACUAAUACUAGUACAAAUACUGAUAUUACUUCUGAUGAUGUUGUGGAUACUCCGCUGAUAUUUCCAAACGAUGUGACAUUAGAUCUUCUCACAUUAGAUGAGAUGGUACUUCGACGUCAGUCUGCUGAGAAGAAGUGGGGACUCGCGUUGGAGACAACAGGAGGGGAUUCUACUAAAAUGAUUCGCGUGGUUGGAUUACCAACAAUGAAUGCCCAAUUACAACGACACCCAUUCUACAAACUCUUUCAUACCAAUAAGGAUAAUUGGCGUAUCGUGAGUGUGAAUGGCACUCCAGCGUCAAAACUACCGGAGGUGAUUGAGAUUAUGAAGCACACAUUGAAAAUGCAAAUUAAGUUUCAGAGGAGAUGGUGA
Molecule: messenger RNA, 2946 nt
Organism: Trypanosoma theileri
Lineage: Eukaryota; Euglenozoa; Kinetoplastea; Trypanosomatida; Trypanosomatidae
Exons: 1
Coding region: 1-2946 (981 amino acids)
Source: RefSeq, a predicted model, not a curated record